This is a messenger RNA of Arabidopsis lyrata subsp. lyrata, 1382 nucleotides long. RefSeq lists its product as uncharacterized. The transcript is spliced from 3 exons. Bases 777 to 1058 code for a protein of 93 amino acids. Gene Ontology annotation, molecular function: zinc ion binding. The record is from RefSeq and is a predicted model, not a curated record. Lineage: Eukaryota; Viridiplantae; Streptophyta; Magnoliopsida; Brassicales; Brassicaceae.
ACAAUGGUCACAAAUUAGUCGCCAACAGGCAAAUCGUUCCAAAAUGGUGGCAAAUUUGCGACGGUUGUGUGACUGUGAUCUAUUAGUCACAAGGCAAAAUUUUGAAAUCUACACAUUUCGAUCCAAAAUGGUGACAUAUAUCACUCUAUAACACUCAUAUUAGGGUUAUAGAGGACAUAUAUUUGUUUAAGGUUACAAAACUUUGCAAAACUCAAGUAAUGUAGAGUUUUUACUAAAUCCCUAAACAUUACUCAUAUGAGUAAUGUAAUAUCAUAAAGAGAUUUGUUUGUUUUUGAUAUUUUGUUUCUAAACAUCAGUAUUUAUGACUUUGGUUAAGAUUUUCUUGAUGAGUAAUAUCAAAUAAGUGUAGAAAUGUUUAACUUUAUAUGUAAGCAAAUUUAAAAUGUGAAAAGUGAGAAAACAAAAAUCGAGAGUUGGCAAAUAGUCGCAUAUGAGUCGCAAUCUCAGGUGCUAGUCGCAAAACAGUCGCAAAAUCUUCAGGUGCUAGUCGCAAAUGACCGACUAGUUAGCGACUAGGAGAAAAUUGGUGGAGAAUAAACGUUUCAAUAUACGUUUGUCGCAAAACGGUCGCAAAUUUGCGACUGAUUUGCGACGUAUUUUAAAGGAAAGACAAAUGGGUAAAACGACGUCGUUUAGUCAUCUCAUUUAGUCUUCUUCUUCUUCAACCCUUCGACAUAAAAUCGAAUUGGGGAUUUUGGAAAAGCUAGGGUUCUAAAGAUCCCAAUUUCUGCUGAGCUUCAUAAGUGUUGAUCCCGAUGUCUUCAUCAGCUUCUUCAGGAGUGAGCGAUAGGUUCUCUGUGAGAGGAAGAGGGAUCCCAAGACAAUGUAAAUAUGGUCAAUUCUCUGUGAUUAAGACUUCAAACACUUUGAAAAAUCCGGGGAGACUCUUUCAUUGUUGUCCUUCCGGAUCAGAGGAGAAUAAGCAUCAUUUGUUUAGGUGGACCGACAUAUCCAUGGUCGAAGAGAUGGAAAUGGUUGAAAGUGUGGUUGAGAAGAUAGAAGGAGAUGUGGGAAGCUUAGCAAAAGGAUUACAUUAGCUUGAAGCUAUCAAAGAAAGGGCAGAAAGAUGUGAGAAAGAGAUUGUAUAUCUCAAAGAUGUCGUCAGUUUGUGUGAGAAAGAGGUACAAGAGUUACGAAGCUUCAAAAAUAUGGUUGUGUGUGGUGGUUUGGUCAUGGCUAUGGUGUACUAUGUCUUCUUUGCAUAAGAAUUCUAGUUUGUGUAAUGUUGUAAUGUAAUAUUGUUUAUGAGACUUUAAGCAACUCCAACUUGAACUUGUAAUAUUUAUGAGUAUUUGCAUAAGAAUUCUAGUUUGUGUAAUGUUGUCUUGUAGUAUUUUCAUCAAUUGAAUUUGGUUUUAAAA